CCAAAGAUGAACUGGUGCAACUACACAAGAAGAUCGUUGAUAGAUGCAUGUGAGGAAUGGCAAGCUAAUCAAUCAAAGAUGUUUAGUGGACCAUUAUUGUUUCUAAUGAUAUGUUACUUUGACCGAGUACAAUUCAAAGGCCAAAUAACGCAGACUGCUUACCCAACAAUUAGAAUCUGGGGCAAGGAGAAAAUUGACAAGAGAGUGAAAGAUGAGAGAAAGGUGGGUUUUGGUCUGGGGAAGGUGACAAAGCGAAUAAUAAUAGUGGAAGAUGAAGAUGAAGAUGAAGAAAAAGAAGGAAAGGAAGAUGAAGAAAAUGAAGAUGCUGAAAUGUUGUCAAAGGAGGAUUGUGUGAAGGAGAUUAUAGCUGUGGCACAAAAGUUUAGUGAUGCUUUUGUUGAAUUUUCAAAGUUGCCAUCGACAAUUUCAAAAAGAUUCCCAAACUCAGAUAUCUUGAAAAAGAUAUACAUGACGACUGCUGAUUACUUCAUCAAGCAAGCUAAUGGCAAAGAGCAGGCCAAUGAGAAUCAGAGAUUGUUUGAGAAGUGCACAUUGGAAGAAGAUGAUGAUUUCUUCAAUGAACCUGGUGUAAUGGAAGCACUUAUAAACCUUGAGAAAGCUGC
Molecule: messenger RNA, 623 nt
Organism: Cuscuta epithymum
Lineage: Eukaryota; Viridiplantae; Streptophyta; Magnoliopsida; Solanales; Convolvulaceae
Source: the annotation of a GenBank genome assembly